AUGAAGAUCACCACCACCUAUCUACUCGCCCUCUCAGCGCCAAGUGUCAUUGCUUGGCCGUCAGUAUGGCCGUAUGAGAAGAGGGCCACAGCUCUCCCAUCGGAAUGGAAGCCCGGCGUCCCAUGGCAAAUUGUGAUCCAUGCUCCCAUCGAUAUCAGGACUACGGUGAUCCCAACACAGGCACAAGUCUGGGAUGUAGAUUAUUUUCAUUCCCUUGCUCAUCCCGAGAUUAUUCCCGCCAUUAGAAAUCCCGCCCCUGAUGUGGAUAACGUUGUGCUCUGCUACGUCAAUAUCGGCGCCAUUGAGCAGUACGAGGCGGACUAUUCAAGCUUUCCCAAGGAUGCGAUAGGCAACUCGUACGAGGACUACCCCGAGGCUGAGAUUGGCUGUGACGGCAUCGAUGCCGACAAUAUUGAUGGUUACGACUGGGAUGAGCCUGGUGUGGAUAAGACGGGAUGGCAUCUCACAGAAGCCGACCUCAUCACGUACGUCACCACACUCGCCGACUACGCUCACAGCCUCAACACCCUCCGCGGCGUCCCUCUCAUGUUCGGCCAGAAGAACGCCAACCACCUCGCCGACCGCCUCAUCCACAUCGUCGACUUCGCCGUGCUAGAGGACUGCCAGGGCCUUAACGGACGGCUCCCCGGCGUCCACGAAGCCUACUGCCACGACUUUCAGGAUUUCGUCACGGGCGAGGUCCGCUCCGACGGCAAGAAGCUGCCCGUUUUCGAGAUUGAGUAUCCCGGAUCGACGGAGAACGGGAGCACCAACCUCACCAAGUCGGACUGGGAGUACUACUGCAACAGGGACAAGGUGGAGGUGGGCAACGUCGACUUCAGCCAAGUCAUCAAGCACGAGUCGGAGCAGAUUGAUGGGUGGGUCCAGUACUGCUCCGAGAGCGAGAAGAUGGGCAAAUUCUGGACCGUGACCUUGCCUAUUGGGUAA
This is a messenger RNA of Parascedosporium putredinis, 948 nucleotides long. NCBI's taxonomy places the organism in Eukaryota, Fungi, Ascomycota, Sordariomycetes, Microascales, Microascaceae. The record is from the annotation of a GenBank genome assembly.